AUGUCCUCCGAAGAAGGCACGUACGCGCCAAAGUCGCCCGACCUCUCGUCAUUCUUGUCGGGAGGUUCUGAUCCAAACCUUGGCCGCGCCGCAUCAUUCACUUCAGCGCCCAAUCCAAACUCCCUCUCUGGAUACUCGCCAUCGUCAUCCACUUACAGCUCGCACCAGCACCAGCAUCAGCCUGCUUCGCACUACGGUCAGCCACAACAGCCCCACCAAACUUAUUCUUCGUCUCCCGCGACCGCCUAUAACAACUACCAUCAUUCUUAUACCGCGCCGUCGCCCAGCUCUGUCCGUUCCCAGCAACCAUAUUUUUCCUCGCCGCAACAACCCACAAACCUCUUUGCCCACGCUCAAUCCUCACUGCCAGCGUACAUCCUGUCCCCCCAACAACAACACAGUACACCACCAAGUCACUCUGGUCCACAACCCUACUACGCAAACUACGCCGAGAGCCCAAUCAACCAUUAUCUACCACCGCAAUCACCGCAACUCGUCCAGCAGCACGGUCAGCUCCAGCCCUCCCAUUUCCCGCCUGCCUACGAUCACAAGCAACCGCAGCCAGCCCAAGACUCAGCAGCGGUCGCUAUGCCGCCGCGCAAAUCGGCUGCCGCCCAGGUGGCGCAGCAACCAGAAAUCAUGCCUUCUCCCGUCAGAACAAAAUUCCCCACUGCGCGCAUCAAGCGAAUUAUGCAGGCAGACGAGGAAGUGGGCAAGGUAGCUCAGCAGACUCCCAUUGCCGUCGGCAAGGCACUCGAAUUGUUCAUGGUACAAAUCGUCAGCAAGAGCGCCGAUGUGGCCAAGGACAAGAACUCGAAGCGCAUCACGGCCCAGAUGCUAAAGCAGGCUGUCGAGAACAACCCACAGUGGGACUUUUUGCAAGAAAUCACGGCAAAGGUCAGCGAAAAGGAGGAGAGAGAGCCAAAGGGCAAAAAGGCGAGCGAGAAUACAGAUAGCGACGAGGAUCUCGACGCCGAGCCCAAGAAGAAAGGAAGAGGUGGCCGAAAGAAGAAGGCUGCCUCAUAA
This is a messenger RNA of Pestalotiopsis fici W106-1, 1026 nucleotides long. RefSeq lists its product as uncharacterized. Gene Ontology annotation, cellular component: negative cofactor 2 complex; nucleus. Lineage: Eukaryota; Fungi; Ascomycota; Sordariomycetes; Amphisphaeriales; Sporocadaceae. Gene Ontology annotation, biological process: negative regulation of transcription by RNA polymerase II; positive regulation of transcription by RNA polymerase II; transcription by RNA polymerase II. The transcript has a single exon. The record is from RefSeq and is a predicted model, not a curated record. Bases 1 to 1026 code for a protein of 341 amino acids. Gene Ontology annotation, molecular function: transcription corepressor activity; RNA polymerase II general transcription initiation factor activity; transcription coactivator activity.